UGGUUUGAGCCUCGGAGUCUCCGCCCUUCUUCGUCAUUUUAGCAGGGUCCGCCCAGAUUUAAGGACUUCACUGGACUCCCAUAGCGGAAAAAACAAACGUAACGUUAUGGAGUUAAAUGCUUUGAUCGCCGGGGGUCAUGGUAUGCUUUAAUUGGAUCUAUCAUUUGUGAGAGUGAGUGUACAGAUCUAGAUGAAAAAUACCAACAUAUAGUAUUGCUGUGACAAUGCUUUUAACUGUGAAGGAAGACGAAUUUUCAGAAGGUCACUCGAGUGGAAGUGGAGUGGAGGAGAGAAAAAGUUCUUAGCCAAUGUGGUAAUAGCAAGUUGCUAGAUAGCGCAGCUGAUUGACACACUUAUCAGCUAACCUACAUUUAAACAUAAUCUUAUUUUUUCUUAUCUAUUCUUCUACCUAGCCAGUUGGCUAGCUGGGAACUACUUUUAAGGUCUAAAAGUACAACUGGCUUGCAUGCUACGUGGAUAUAAUGUUGUCGUUAGCCAGCUAACGUUUACUAAUAUCGUUUGCUAACAUGAGUAGCCAGGUAACGUCAACUAAGGUUAACACUGACGGUAACCUUGAGUGAUCUAAAUGUGUUCGCAUGUACUUCACCAAGUUCAAUCAAUCCUCGUUCGUUAUUUUAACGGUAAGUCAUGCGCAACUCGCAUCUCCCCAGAUAUGUUCAGGUAGGUGAUGUGUUGUCUUGAGAUAGUAUGCUGACUUGUGAAUAGUCAACGUUAUGAACCAGGAUUAAGCUAUCAAACGUUAGCCUACAUGUUGAACUGAGAAUAAGUGCCUGUAACACAGUCUUGUACACACAUGAAACAUACUUCCUAUUUCUACAUCCUAUACCUGUUCUAAUUUUUAGCACGUUUUUAAAUACUUAACAGAUAAGUAGCGUUUUUUUUAAUAAGACAUUGCCUGUCCAUUCAACAUCUAGUUUAACACUAUUGGUUUAGUUUAACCAAAGAAAAUGCUGGCCUCUUACUUAAAACUUCCUGCACAUCUUAGAAAAGCCUCAGCAGCCCGUAAAGCAGCUUUGCUUCUGGUUGCUGCCUAUGGCAUCAAAAAACUCUACCCACACAUUUAUGCCAAGUUCACAGGCAAGACUAGUAAACAGUCCUCGGGGCCCCUAUCGCUUGACACAAACGGGGAGCCCCGGGGCCUGUCAGACAAGGAGAAGAGGAGAAGCCGCUCCCCGGCUGUCAACCGUGAGUUCCUGGCGAGGCUGGGUCACCUGUUGCGCAUCCUCUUCCCCCGACUCUUCUGUAAAGAGAUGGCCUUGCUUGGCUUCCACUCUGUAGCCCUCAUGUCACGCACAUUCCUCUCCAUCUAUGUGGCCAGCCUGGACGGCCGCAUUGUCAAGACCAUUGUGAAGAAGGAUCCGCAGGCGUUUGCGUGGGAGCUGACCAAGUGGCUCCUGAUCGCCAUCCCCGCCACCUUUGUGAACAGCGUGAUCCGCUACCUGGAGGGUCAGCUGACCCUGGCCUUCCGCACGCGGCUGGUCUCCCACGCCUACCAGCUCUACUUCAGCAAUCAGACCUACUACCGCGUCAGCAACCUGGACGGCCGGCUGGCCAACCCAGACCAGUCCCUGACCGAGGACGUGGUGAUGUUCGCUGCCUCCGUCUCCCACCUCUACUCCAACCUGACCAAACCCAUCCUGGAUGUGGUGGUCACCUGUUACACCCUGAUCAAGGCAGCUGAAUCCAAAGGUGCCAACACCAACUGGCCGGCGGCCAUAGCGGGCGUCGCAGUGGGCCUCACAGGGUUGGUGCUGCGGGCGUUCUCCCCGAGCUUCGGGAAGCUGGUGGCUGAGGAGGCCAGGAGGAAAGGAGACCUGCGCUACAUGCACUCGCGCAUUAUCGCCAAUUCAGAGGAGAUUGCCUUCUAUGGGGGACACAAGGUGGAGAUGUCCCAGCUUCAGCGCAGCUACAAGGCCUUGUCCUCCCAGAUCAACCUCAUCCUGUUCAAGCGCCUGUGGUACGUCAUGCUGGAGCAGUUCCUCAUGAAGUACGUGUGGAGCUCCGCAGGGCUGACCAUGGUGGCCGUGCCCAUCAUCACGGCCACAGGCUACUCCAAGCAUGAUUCAGAAGAUGUGAAGCAGGCUGCUAUGGUGAUGAAGGAGGAGGACCUGGUGAGCGACCGCACGGAGGCCUUCACUACGGCCCGGAACCUUCUGAACGCCGCAGCUGACGCUGUGGAGAGGAUCAUGAGCUCCUACAAAGAGGUCACAGAGCUGGCGGGCUACACGGCACGUGUGCACGAGAUGUUCACCGUGUUCGAGGAUGUGCAGGCAGGAGUGUACCGGCGAUCUGCCAGCAGUGAGGAGGAGCCCCAGGCCUCCGAGGGCAAGCUGCAGGGGGCAGUAAAGCACGGCAUGAGGGUGGAAGGACCGCUGGAAGUCAGAGGUCAGGUGAUUGAUGUGGAACAUAAUAUCAGAUGUGAGAACCUGCCCAUCAUCACUCCCACUGGAGAUGUAGUCGUAUCCUCCCUCAACAUCCAGGUGGAUGAGGGGAUGCAUUUGCUGAUUACCGGACCUAAUGGCUGUGGUAAAAGUUCCCUCUUCCGCAUUCUUAGCGGCUUGUGGCCUGUUUACAAUGGAGUCCUGUACAAGCCAUCACCCAAACACAUGUUCUACAUCCCACAGAGGCCGUACAUGUCUGUGGGCACCCUCCGCGACCAGGUGAUCUACCCCCACACAGUGGAGGAUAUGAGUGAGAAGGGUUUCACAGACGAGCAGCUGGAGGACAUCCUCCGGAUCGUCAACCUGCGCUACAUCCUGGAGAGGGAGGGAGGUUGGGAUGUGGAGAGUGACUGGAAGGACGUGCUGUCAGGAGGGGAGAAACAGCGGAUGGGAAUGGCCCGGAUGUUCUACCACAAGCCUAAAUAUGCCCUGUUGGACGAAUGCACCAGUGCUGUUAGCAUUGAUGUGGAGGGCAAAAUAUUCGAAGCUGCUAAGGAUGCUGGGAUUGCACUUCUCUCAAUCACACAUCGGCCCUCCCUAUGGAAGUACCACUCGCACCUGCUGCAGUUUGACGGCGAGGGCGGCUGGCGCUUCGAGAAGCUGGACGCCUCCACGCGCCUCUCCCUGCAGGACGAGAAACUGCGGCUGGAGACCCAGCUCUCGGGCAUUCCCAAGAUGCAGCAGCGGCUGGCGGACCUGUGCCGCAUGCUGGGCGAGGACAGCGGCGCCCUGCCCGCGCUGGGGGAGGGGCCAGGGGACGGGGAGGGGCUAGAAGAGAAGACUGAGGAGGCGUUGUUGGGACAAAAGGGAGAGGAGUAGAGGAGAUGAGGAGGGUAGGGGGUGAAUACAUAUGCCAGGCCAGGUGUGCGAGUGUUUUAAUGGGUUUGUUUCUGCUGGAGUGUGUGUGUGUGUGUGUGUGUGUGUGAGAGAGAGUGAGUGCGACAGUGGCAGGGAGGGAGGGAGAGAGAAAGAGAGGUGGUGGGAAAGAGAACAAAUAAAUUGAUACUGGAAGUGAGUGUAUGAAAUGCAGAUGGCGUUGGAUCAGGAGUGGAACGGUGAGGCCUUAACAAGCCGGGGAGUGUCGGUGGCACUCACCCUUGUGCAUGAAUGUCAGCAAGAGUUUAUUCCCCUGCCUGGGUUAUGCACGGGGGGUGGGGGGGUUUGGUGUUUGGAGGGGGUAGUGAAGAAACAGCUGCCAACUCUGCCAGGUGCUGUGGAAUGAUGAAAGCCCCCAUGAAAGCUGUCUCUUGCCUGUUAUCUGAAUUCUCCACUGAAUUUCAGGGAGGCUGUGGUACAAACGCCGCUGAGCCCCAGUGGGAAAACGCUGCAUACAUUACUGACUCUAGUACUGUAUAUCACCAUUAUUUUUUGUGUUGGGAUUUCUUUUUAUCCAUUGUGUCCGCUUGCUGUACACUGCGAAACUGUCUGCUGGGUGAGGCGUAACCACUUGUAGACCUGUGCCAUGUUUUUCAUGACAUCUUUGUUUGACCUCGCCAACUUUUUUUUUAUUUUGGCAUCACUUUGCUUCUUCGGUUAUUUCAGUUGAACUGAUAAGAGUUCACGGUUCACUGAUUAGAGUUGAACAAUGUUCAAUUGGGAGUAUUUUUAUUUUUUUUUUCAUUCUUUUGAAUGUUACUUUUUAACUUUAAAUGGUCCUUUCAGUUUUAGAAAUUAUUGCUGUACUUUUGAGUAGAUAAUUUCAUUUAUUUUCACUGAAAUUGUAUUUGUUUGUAAUCAAUGAAGGCUUCGUAUUAAGGGCUAACAGUUUGACUAAACUGUAGAUGAAAUUUAAGACCACAGCAAAAUCUUAAAAUUGUAGCUCAGAAAUUGAUUUUAUGACUUGCAUGGUUUACACAUAGCUAAGCUGUUCUUUGCUGUGCUGUAUAUUGGAUUUGUCUGAUUCAUGAAUGUUUUUAUUGUUGAGAUUUUAUGCUCAUAUGUCUUUGAGACACACAGAGGAUAGGACAAAAAUCUCAUUAAACAUUUCUUAUGGUAGUAUGUAUGAUGACCUAGUCUUGACCAAAAAACAUUUAUUUUUAAUUUGAACUGUUUAAUUGUAGUUUGAAUCAAUCACUUUAAUCCAAAAGGAUUUUAUAAAGUCAGUUCUUGCACAAUUAUUUUGUAUUAUUAGUUCUAGUAAUCCUAACAUGUAGAGAUUUCCUUAUUUAGUAGAUGCUAAUGAAUAUGUUGAUGAUGGUUUGGCUGAUGAGUAAUAUCCCCUCAGGAAUUUGCACAAGUAUGGAAGAGAAUUCUAUUUGAACUCUUGCCCAGACAUCAUUUAUAUGUAUCUUCAGGUCAGUCAGCGUGCCUCCACUGGUUCCAAGCAAUACUGGCCAAUUGUAUUUGGGGGGCCUUCUAAAAAUCAGAACGCUCUGCAGCAUCAGUCCAAGCAUAAUCAGAAGGCUGCUGAAACCUGCCCCACAAAGACUCUAUGCACAUUAUUAUUAUUUCCUCAGUGCCAUUUUUAAUUAGGUAAAUAAAAUUAUAACUGAUUUA
Messenger RNA from Alosa sapidissima (American shad), 4958 nucleotides. It is a transcript of the gene abcd1, whose product is annotated as ATP-binding cassette, sub-family D (ALD), member 1. Bases 969 to 3281 code for a protein of 770 amino acids. Gene Ontology annotation, cellular component: peroxisomal membrane. The record is from RefSeq and is a predicted model, not a curated record. The transcript has 10 exons. Gene Ontology annotation, molecular function: ATP hydrolysis activity; ABC-type transporter activity; long-chain fatty acid transmembrane transporter activity. Gene Ontology annotation, biological process: very long-chain fatty acid catabolic process; peroxisome organization; long-chain fatty acid import into peroxisome. Lineage: Eukaryota; Metazoa; Chordata; Actinopteri; Clupeiformes; Clupeidae.